Gloeophyllum trabeum ATCC 11539 is the source of this 2105-nucleotide messenger RNA. RefSeq lists its product as uncharacterized. NCBI's taxonomy places the organism in Eukaryota, Fungi, Basidiomycota, Agaricomycetes, Gloeophyllales, Gloeophyllaceae. Gene Ontology annotation, biological process: protein transport to vacuole involved in ubiquitin-dependent protein catabolic process via the multivesicular body sorting pathway. The transcript has 6 exons. Gene Ontology annotation, molecular function: ubiquitin binding; phosphatidylinositol-3-phosphate binding. The record is from RefSeq and is a predicted model, not a curated record. Bases 1 to 1779 code for a protein of 592 amino acids. Gene Ontology annotation, cellular component: ESCRT II complex; late endosome membrane.
AUGGCUCUUGCACGAUUCACAAAGCCUGUGGAUGGCACCAUUCCAGUUCCCGCUCUAUUGUACGACGAUGAAGACUUAGUGACGAGCCAGGAUGGAGUUGGUAUAUACGAUGGCUCUGCGAAAUCCCCCCGUCACCAGAUAGGGAUCUUGGCGUUGACCUCUCUGCGUCUUUUCUUCAUCUCUGUCCCAGCACCAGCCGAUUCAUUCUACCUGGAUCUGUCUCACGUCGUUCGGACCGAUUACUAUGCUGGGCUUCUACGCUCUUCUGCUAAGAUCACCCUUCACCUCGAAUCCUCGUCGGAAGGCGGAAAAGAUACCGGCUCAGGGGACCUUAUUGAUGAACUGGACUGGUCGACCUGGGAGUGUGAAGUGUGUGGAAACCGCAAUGGUCCUGGUUGGAGCCCUGCCAAAGCAGCAGUCUGUUCUCUCUGUGGCGUACCUCGUUCUGUGUCGUCCGCGGCUGCGACUCCCUCAAAACCAUCACCUAGGCUAGCCCCUACCCAAGGUAGGACUACCUUAAAUAGCGCUUCUCUGCCUCUGCUUUCCGAAGGGGCCUCACAGGUUCCCGUCUCUGAUCCAGAGAGCGUUGGGCAAGUCAUUGCCUGUCCUGCGUGUACUUACCAUAACCCCCCUUCCCUCCGAACCUGCGAGAUAUGCGGCACAUCUUUGCCUGUUGCACCGUCGCUAAAGCAGGUGACUCGAUCCUUGACGGCAAGUCCAGCGCCUUCGAGUGCCGUCGGGAGUGAAGGCGCUUCCUUCAUAAAACUCAGUUUCAGGAAAGGGGGAGACAAGCCUUUCUAUACAGCUUUGAAGCGGACCUUGCAGGGAAAGGCUUGGCAGACGACGAGAUCAAUAGCCAGGGUAGCCGUCGGUACCACGUCUCCCGCCGCUACAGGUGCCUCCGGCAUUAACCAGAUUCUUAAUACCUUUCAAAACAAUGCUGAACAGCGCAGUACUUCCCUCUCGUCAGCUCUCUCAGAUUUGGAAGCCCUCGCAUCGCAAGCGAAACAAAUGGUGACCCUUGCAUCGGAACUCACUGAGCAAAUCCGUCUCGCCGAAGCGAGAAGCAAAGCCGAGGGUCGCGCAAGCCUUAGUGCUGGCUCGGAGGAGGCGGAGGCGGCGAACUUCAUCCAAACAUCUUUAGCGCAGUUGGGUCUGACUAUGGCAAACGCGCCUGUGACGCAAGAUAUGGUGAAGGAUGAGCGGAAAUGGAUGGAAGAGCUGGCGCGCGAGUUGGGUGGUUUGCUGCAGCAGGGCCAGGAGCAGAAUACGGAACAUUGGGAAGACGCGACGAGUAUGGCAUCUUCGCCAGGUAAGGAUAACACGAAGGCGACAGGUAUCAUGAGAGGAAGGGGUAUCGUGGGGUUGGAUGAGGUCUGGGGAGGAUGGAAUCGAGCCAGAGGAGUCGCCUUGAUUCCUCCUAGUACAUUCCUGCAGGUCCUCCCGCAUCUCCCGUCCUAUACUUCUCCACCUCUUUUAACCCGGACUUUCACGAGCGGGCUCUCCGUUCUCCAUACGCCUCGGUAUACUCAUGUCGCUUUUACGUCCCGGCUGUCCUCAAUGAUCACGCUGUCGGGCCCAUCUACGACCCUAGAGGUGGCGCGGGACGAGAAUGUUACUGUUUCAUUGGCAGGAGAGAUGAUUGCCGAGGUGGAGAAGGAUGGGGAGAUAUGCAGGGAUGAAGUACAGGUUGACGGCCCAUUCGGUGGAGGCAGGGACAUAAGAUGGUGGAUCAACAUCUUCGAAGACUAUGUCUGGGAUGGUCAGCAAGAUACGUAGCUAUGGCGAAGCGCUAGGCAACUGUAACUUCAGUUAGAGAUAUAGCAUUCGGAUGCGGCGAGGUGUUUACUUGGUGAGUCGUCAGAGUGACAGGAAUGCGGCUAACUGUGCAGUAACGCGGAGGGAAGCGUUUAACUAGAACUGCUUAAUACUUUGGAAGCUCGUGUUUCCUGAGCCUUCUUCAUAUAGACAAAGGUUCUGAAACCUGCUAUCAGGUGCAUUAAUCGAUAUUCUUCUCUUCAACAUGGUCCAUGUCCAUGCAAGGAUGCGUCACACAUGCACGUCAUGUCCCAUCUGCGGUGCUGGCUUAUCGAACGUUCAACCGC